Messenger RNA from Anopheles darlingi, 1216 nucleotides. Its product is annotated as glycosyltransferase-like domain-containing protein 1-like. Gene Ontology annotation, molecular function: glycosyltransferase activity. Bases 115 to 1203 code for a protein of 362 amino acids. The transcript has 4 exons. Lineage: Eukaryota; Metazoa; Arthropoda; Insecta; Diptera; Culicidae. The record is from RefSeq and is a predicted model, not a curated record.
GAGAAGUAAACAAACCAGAAACUCACAUUUUUGCCGGUUCUUUCUGGAGAAAUUAGUUUUACAAUGAAAUUGUGAUCUUCCGUGCAUCAUUUUCGACCAUAAAAUCUUGAUACGAUGGCCCAGAUUUUGGUACUCGAGGCCUUCUACGGUGGUUCUCACAAACAGCUGCUGGACGUGAUAUUGAAAGAUUAUGAUCCCACGGCGUAUGAUCUACUCACGAUACCUGCCAAGAAAUGGCACUGGUGUGCCCGGAUGAGUGCGCUACACUUUGCGGAAGUAAUUCCCGCUUCACAUCAAUAUCGGCUGCUCUUUACGAGCUCGGUUCUCAAUCUCGCAGAACUGAUCGGACUUCGGCCGGAUCUGGCCCGCUGCCGGAAGAUAGUGUACUUUCACGAGAACCAGCUUUGCUACCCGGUCCGAGAGAGCAAGCAGCGAGAUGUGCAGUAUGGAGUGAAUCAGAUAACGGCAUGCCUAUGUGCGGACGCGAUACGCUUCAACUCACAGUACAAUAUGCACUCGUUUCUGGACAGCAUUCAGUCGUUUCUGAGCAUCGUGCCGAACAUGAAAUUUAAAGGCACCCGUGAAAAAAUUGCUGCAAAAUGUGAAGUUUUAUACUUCCCGAUAGCAUUUCACCAAAUCCCUCGCCGGGCGGUUAGCAGGAACCGAGAGCGUUCCACUCCCCUUCACCUCAUCUGGCCACAUCGAUGGGAGCACGAUAAGCAUCCGGAGCAACUGGUAGACACUUUACUGGCGCUUCAAGCCAAGGGUGUGGACUUUCGGGUUUCUAUUCUUGGCGAACGGUUCGAGGUGGUACCAGCCUGCUUCGAUCAGCUCACCGAACGGUUACCAGGCAAGGUGAUACAAUUUGGUCCGCAGUCCAAAGACGAGUACUACCGUACACUAAUGGAAGGCGAUGUCGUUUUGUCGACGGCACUGCACGAGUUCUAUGGUGUCGCUAUGUUGGAAGCUGUACACUGUGGGUGUGUACCACUUGCACCAAACCGGCUCGUUUAUCCGGAACUUUACCCGAAGGAUAAACUCUUCAACACCACGGAGCAGCUGGUAAAGCAGCUGUACAAUUGGUGUCGUAACCGGCCCCUGUUUGAGAAGCAUCGACAUGUAUUUUUCGAUUCCUUUGCGUUGGAUCCCUACUCUGCGGCUUACUUGGUUCCAGUGUUUGGUAAGCUUUUAAAUAGUUUCUAAGUAGGCAAACAAA